AAACUCAUCCUCAUUUUGGGUGUGUUUGGUUGCAUCCAAUUAGACUGAUUGAUCACGAAUAUAUCAUGAAAUUUCGUAGUUCAUGCCAAUUUACACUGAUUAAUAAGGAAAUUUCAUGAUAUUUUGGUGCAACCAAACGCAAUCUUAGAGAAGGGCUUUAUUCAUUUUCUAUAAACCUCUCUCUCAAGUGAGCUAAGGAGAAACCAUGGCAGUCGGAUUCGCCAUGAAAAGCGAAAGCGCCCGCUACAAUGGAAGGAUGACCCCCUUUGUUCUCCUCUCAUGUGCCAUGGCAGCCAUGGGUGGAGUCAUCUUCGGCUACGAUAUUGGAAUUUCAGGUGGGGUCACUUCCAUGGCACCGUUCUUGAAGAAGUUCUUCCCUGAAGUCUACAGAAAGAUGAAUGAAGACUCCAAAAUCAGCAACUAUUGCAAAUUCGACAGCCAGCUCCUCACCUCAUUCACCUCGUCUCUAUACAUCGCCGGCCUUAUCGCCUCCUUCUUGGCUUCAACGGUCACACGUGCUUUCGGGCGCAAGCCGUCAAUAAUUGCCGGUGGGGCUGCUUUCCUCGCUGGUGCAGCUCUCGGAGGCGCUGCCGUGAACAUCUACAUGCUUAUCUUAGGUCGGGUCUUGCUCGGAGUCGGUGUCGGAUUCGCAAACCAGUCAGUCCCACUAUAUCUAUCAGAAAUGGCGCCACCUCGUUACAGAGGAGCAAUCAACAAUGGCUUCCAGUUCAGCAUCGGAAUCGGAGCUCUCUCCGCAAACCUCAUCAAUUUCGGCACUGCAAAGAUCAAACAAGGCUGGGGUUGGCGCAUCUCUCUCGCUAUGGCUGCAGUUCCAGCUUCAAUCCUAACCCUUGGCGCCCUCUUCCUUCCCGAAACUCCCAACAGCCUCAUCCAGCGUAGCAACAACCACCAAAAGGCUGCAGACAUGCUGAAGAAGAUCCGAGGCACGACAGACAUCCAAUCAGAGCUGGACGAUCUCAUCAAAGCCAGUGCAGUUUCAAAAACCAUCAACCACCCAUUCCAAAAGAUCAUUCAAAAGAGAUACAGGCCUCAACUGGUAAUGGCAAUUGCAAUCCCAUUCUUCCAACAGGUAACUGGAAUCAAUGUGAUUGCAUUCUACGCUCCUCUCUUAUUCCGAACGAUCGGGCUUGGCGAGAGCGCUUCGCUCAUGUCAGCGGUGGUGACUGGACUCGUUGGCACCAUCUCAACCUUCAUAUCAAUGAUGAUCGUCGAUCGAUUAGGCCGACGGGUUCUGUUUAUGAUUGGAGGAGUUCAGAUGUUCAUCUCCCAAAUGAUGAUUGGAGGAAUAAUGGCAACUCAGCUCGGCGAUCAUGGCGGGUUGAGUAAAAGCUCCGCCUAUCUUGUUUUGAUUUUGAUCUCCAUCUACGUAGCUGGUUUUGGGUGGUCUUGGGGUCCAUUGGGGUGGUUGGUUCCAAGUGAGAUAUUUCAGAUGGAGAUAAGAUCAGCUGGACAGAGCAUUACUGUGGGAGUGAGCUUUGUGUUCACUUUCAUUGUUGCUCAGACAUUCCUAUCUAUGCUCUGUCAUUUCAAGUCUGGGAUAUUUUUCUUUUUUGGAGUAUGGGUGGUGGUGAUGACCGGAUUCAUCUACCUGUUGUUGCCUGAGACUAAGAACAUGCCUAUUGAAAAGAUGGAGGAGGUGUGGAGAGAGCAUUGGUUUUGGAAGAGGUUUGUGGCAGAUGGAAAUAGGCAUGGGAUGGAGUCAAGCUUGUGAAGCACACCCUCUCUAUACACCGAAACAUUGAAAUAAUGGUGGCUGUGAUUCUAAUGGGAGAAAGGUUGUGUUUGGAUGCAUUAUUGGAUUUAAUUGCAAUAACUAGUACAAUGAAGAGGAAAUUAUCCAAUUGAAAUUGCUUUCCUAAGUAUUCAUGUUAAGGGACUAGCACAGAUUCCAAUUGUUUUAAUUUCAAGUAGGGUUUGAGCGUUAGACAACGAUGAUUUAGCUGUAUCCUCUUUAUUUAACUAAUUUAGUGUCAUUCAUUCGAGCAAUGCAUCCAAUCUCACAAUGUAGGUCUGGAAAUUUUCAAAAUGCAUGAGUGAACAAUAUGAAGAAAUAGUUUACCUUCCAUAAAUAAAGAAUUGAUUGAAAUCUUAUAAAUAGGAAACUCGAAGAACUUUUUUUU
This is a messenger RNA of Magnolia sinica, 2141 nucleotides long. Its product is annotated as hexose carrier protein HEX6-like. Gene Ontology annotation, molecular function: monosaccharide transmembrane transporter activity. The record is from RefSeq and is a predicted model, not a curated record. The transcript is spliced from 3 exons. Gene Ontology annotation, biological process: monosaccharide transmembrane transport. Gene Ontology annotation, cellular component: membrane. NCBI's taxonomy places the organism in Eukaryota, Viridiplantae, Streptophyta, Magnoliopsida, Magnoliales, Magnoliaceae. Bases 206 to 1732 code for a protein of 508 amino acids.